Recurvomyces mirabilis is the source of this 1053-nucleotide messenger RNA. RefSeq lists its product as uncharacterized. Bases 1 to 1053 code for a protein of 350 amino acids. Gene Ontology annotation, cellular component: cytoplasm; nucleus. Lineage: Eukaryota; Fungi; Ascomycota; Dothideomycetes; Mycosphaerellales; Teratosphaeriaceae. The transcript has 2 exons. The record is from RefSeq and is a predicted model, not a curated record.
AUGCCUGAGCGACCAGACGCACGCGAAAGACCGCCGGAAGCACUCAGGACGUUGUAUAAACAAUGGCAGAAGGCAACCUUAAGCGAGCUAGAAACUACUCUAGUUGAUGGAAACAAUGGCGACUCCUUCCACUUGACCGAGCAGGAUAAGCUGUUCCCUGAGACAAUAGACAUGACCUUCGAGGAUUUUACUGGCGAAGCAGACAGCAGAUAUAGUACAGAAGCACCCCGCGUGUACAGUGUAAAGAGCGUGCCUGGUCUCUUUUACUAUCCCAAACUCCUACCAGAGCACGUCCAGAUGUCCUUGCUAGACAAGCUUCUACACCGUGAUCUCUCCAAUCCUGACCACAAGACCAAUGUCCACUUGCACUACGAUGUUUCUUAUCCAUCCGAUACUGCUUCAAUUUUCGAUGUCUCCUCCCAGUCACUCCAACACAACCCAAAGGCUGGCCAUGCGCUUAUGAGCACACAGAAAAUGCUGGAUAAGAAGCUCCGAUGGAUGACAUUAGGAGGUCAGUACGACUGGACGAACAAAGUCUACCCUGUCGGACCGCCUCCGCCAUUUCCCAAGGACAUUAAGGACUUACUGGAGGGCAUCUUCCCCAUAAAGGCCGAAGCCGCGAUCGUCAAUCUCUACAGUCCAGGAGACACACUAAGCGUCCAUCGUGAUGUAAGCGAGGAGUGUGCACAACCACUGGUCUCGAUAAGUAUUGGCUGUGAUGCUCUCUUUGUCAUCGGGUUUGAAGCUAAGCAGGUACCGGGUGACCCCCUGCGAUCAGCGGUCCUUCGCCUUAGGUCGGGCGAUGCAGUACUCAUGAGUGGCGCAAGUCGAUACGCAUGGCAUGGUGUGCCGAAAGUCCUCGCUGGGACCUGUCCGGACUGGUUACGGGACUGGCCUACUGUGGGUGGCGAGGAGAACCCAAAGAGGUUUGAGGGCUACAAGGGCUGGAUGGAGGGUAAGAGGGUCAACUUGAACGCCAGGCAGAUGUUCGCGCAAGCCGAUGAAAGUCAGAGAGCCCGUGACAGACACGAUCAUGGGAUGCCAUCUGUGUAA